This is a messenger RNA of Adineta steineri, 639 nucleotides long. NCBI's taxonomy places the organism in Eukaryota, Metazoa, Rotifera, Eurotatoria, Adinetida, Adinetidae. The record is from the annotation of a GenBank genome assembly.
AUGUCAUCAACAAUUCAUGUUGAAUUUCUUUUAUGUAUUAUGGAUGAAGCAUGUGAAGAAUGGAAACAAAAAUUUCAAAAAUUUACUAUAGAAUUAUUACAAAAUAUAUUAUUAGUUUUUAAUGUUGGUGCUGAAUAUAUGACUGAAUUUUCCAAAUCUACGACUAAUGAUAAACAAACUAUUGAAGAUCAUGAAAAUGUUGAACGUAUUAUAUCAAAAUUAAAACAUAUAAAGACUUCUUUGGGAAAUUUAUGGCCAAAAACUAUUACUUGUUUUGUUAGAGAUGCAUUUGAUGUUAGUUCAUAUCAUAUUAAUGUAGUUGAAUAUUUUCAUCCUACUCCAUUUUAUCAAAAUAAUCCUUACUUAAUGAAAUUGUAUCAAUGGUCAGUUUAUGAUGUAAAUCGAAAACUUGUUUGCUGUUAUUUUUUAGAAACAACCCAACUCCCAAAUUGUCCAGAAUAUUAUGUUCUAGGAAAAACACGGUUAAAUACACAUUCUCAAAUUUAUCCAUAUGAAUCAACAAUACCUGAUUAUUAUCAAAUGAGAAUGGAUGUUAUUAAGGAUGUAAAUGAUCAAGGUCCUCAACCGGUUGUUACAUUAACAAGGAACCGUCAUAAUAUGGAGAUGAACUUUAAUUGA